UUGUCUCUCGGCUUUCAAAUCAGCUGGCGACUGUUCYUCAAAAACAUACAAGYACUAGAGAAAAAUACUUGUAUGGAGARGCURACGGACGCAAUUUCUAUCGACGAURUCAAAGAAGUUAAGGAGAUAUUGAAAUAUGUCGAUUCAAGSGCWGUUUUACAUACUCAUGUCUCGGACUGCGAGAGCGCGGUUGUUUUAACAUCUGAGGAUUUUCAAGAUGCUUUCACCCAGGCUGCUUUUUGCGGCUCUCUGAAAAGCCUUCAGGCUUURAGAGAAUAUGUUUCAGAUAUUAACGGACUUGGGAGACUGAGAAACUGGUGCCCAGACUAUCCCGUCAGUCCACUGCGAGCUGCCGUGGAAAGCGACAACGUGGAGUGCGUAGGUUGGCUUUGUUCUCAAGGCGCUGACACAAAAUAYCGUGAAUGUGUGUGUAGUCUCUUCUACAGCGAUUUUAUUUCUACGUCUUGUUUYCGUAACUWCUGUUCCGUAUCAUGCUACGUACCGCUACACUUUGCGCGUUCUAGCGCAUGUGUAGAAAUCCUCCUUAAACACGGAGCUGAAAUAAACGCGCAAGAUUGCAUGAGUAAGACCCCUUUGUCCAUGGCAACGCUUCACGGGCGUCUAGAUGUCAUGGAAACGCUGUGCAUCCACGGCGCCAAGGUGGGUCUUGGAAGUGUUUGGGGCGCAACACCGCUUGUCUACGCGCAAUACGCCUCAUCCAAGAAAGACCGAGUCGCCGCCACGGAAAUUCUUUGUCGUCAUGGAGCGGAUGUUAAUUUCCAAGAUCGUAAUGGUAGAACUGCAUUGCACGUAGCAAAAGAUGUCGAUUGUGUACGUAUUUUAUUAGCCUAUGGAGCCGAUCCCAGCAUUGAAACAAUCUUUGGUAAAACUCCAAUUGUUACUGCAGCUGAAGGGGAAUUGUGGGACAUAGUGUGGCUCCUAUACGAUUCGCAGGUCAAAGCUAACGUCGGCCUUCUAUCAAGGGGGGUGUCGCUUUUUUCUUGCCUCCCCCUAGAUGUUCUAUCGCUGUUACUUAAAGCAGCCAAUAACGUUAGAGAGUUAACACACCUGUGUCGGUCUGUUAUUCGUUCGCAAUUACUACGCAAAUAUAGCAACGUUGAUGAAGCUAUUGCGUGCUUACCUCUACCCCCUAAGAUUAAAUUAUACAUAGGACUAUGGUAUCACAUAAAUAAUAGUUAAUGUUACAACUUAACACUUCAUCAAAU
Exaiptasia diaphana is the source of this 1226-nucleotide messenger RNA. RefSeq names its product serine/threonine-protein phosphatase 6 regulatory ankyrin repeat subunit A. The record is from RefSeq and is a predicted model, not a curated record. Gene Ontology annotation, biological process: intracellular signal transduction. The coding region runs from base 73 to 1200 and encodes 375 amino acids. Gene Ontology annotation, molecular function: protein binding. The transcript is spliced from 2 exons. Lineage: Eukaryota; Metazoa; Cnidaria; Anthozoa; Actiniaria; Aiptasiidae.